CCUUGUUCCGGUAUCAUUGCUCCGGAGCCUUCCGGGUGCAGAAGUCUAAUUUCAUAUCUACUUGCGUGAGCUCUUUGGAGUUGUCAUAUUACUUGGAAUGAAGCUCUGAAAGCAUCCAGAAAGUUUAGUUGGAAUAUCAUCCAACUCAGAUCAAGCCUUCAAUUUACAAUCUCUUCUCUGCACUCGAUUUAAGACGAGGACAUCGAACAAGUAAGCACAGGCUUGCAACAGCAUGACAACAGACGUCCAAAGGAGUUACAUAUACACGCUACAAGAUUCACAGAAGCCAGCGGGAGUUCCCUGAUUAAUGAUAGGGCAAUAUCUGAGGAAAAUUAAGACAAAGAUUCCGGCCCUAGCUGCGAACACUGCCGAUGACCACGAUGGCUACAAAUGUUUACCCAGGUUUGUCCCAUAUUGACUCCUUAUUGAAAGACGCUUCCUACUGCCAGAACGUUAACCAGAAUUACAGAAGCAACGAAAGAGAGUCUUUUUAUGGAGAAAUUUAUUAUUUAGCGUCAGGAGUUUCUUUCAAGGGACCAUGGAAUCCUUCACCUCUAAAAGGAAUAUCAUUCUAUCCCCCAGAUAUCGGUAUUACAUUGGAAGAAUUUCUCAAUGACUACCAUAAAAUUCUACCGUGGAUCAGCGAUACUCCGGUUGACAAACGAAACCCAGAGCACGUCAAGUUCCUGCUUCAUUCUGUUUUCCCUGAUCUCGAGACCAAGAUAGCCAGGACUGGAAGAACUGAAGACGUUCUCGAUAUUAUUUUGAUGCUUUCAUGUGUUAAGCAGUGUCCUGUCGUAACGCGCUACGCUCUGCACAUGAUACUAGAAACAUUAACAAAGACCAGCUACGAUUCAGGAGGAAUGUUUAAUGAUUUCCUUUUGAAAUGUGAAUUAUUUCUUAGAGACUCUCUUCUCGACAAGAGUAUGUUUGAUCAUGAAAAUGCUGAGGAUCAGGGCCUCAGGAUUUUUGUGUACAGUCGAUGUUUGAUGAUCCUCUAUGCAAAUAUCGUACAAGGGACAAUUGCAUUAGCAAACAUAGACAUAAAUGUUGAGCUUCUUCUCGUAAGAUUAGAUGACCUUGAAGAACAAAUCUUCUUUGCAGAAAAGGAUAAGCCUCGUUAUGCCAUAUGCUGCAUUAAAGAAACAAUCGCAAGGCUUUUUUUAAUCAAAAAGAAGGACGAAGAACAGAAAAACUGCAUUCACAUGUUUUUAAUUCGGUUAAAGAAAUACAAUAGUAAAGGAGAAGAAAACAAAGRCCAAAGAAAUKMCAKUGUUAAARAUUUCCUCUCCAGAAUCAAGACUUCCAAAACAGGCUGGUAUGAUUUUCAUGCUGCAGUGUUUUGCUUGGGUUCUCAGAUCCAUAAAAAGCCAAAAAAUAGAGAAAUUCUAAAGUCCCUCGUUGAAAACUAUGUCAUCCAGAAUGCUGAUUGUUGCAGAAAAUGGACCAGCGAGGGAGAGUGGCAAACAGGUCUUGUUCUGGGCAAUGUACUGGAGGACAUUCUAAAUUACAACCAUGACAGAAGCACCCGUGCACUUUCCUGUCUCUGUCUUAUUUACUGCUUCAAACAUUUAACAAAACGAAUUUCACUUGAGAAGUUGAUGGUACAACAAAGUUUGCAGCGCAGUCUUUAUGGACCAAACAGAGAACUACGCCAAGUGAUUUUAGAUCACUUGGAACUUGGUGAAAGAAAAAGAAGAAAAAGAGGCGUUACCAUGAAAAACAUGAAUGAGCAUAUCUCCAUCACCCAUUCGAUGGAUUAUUUGGUUCAAAAGUACAAGAAGCAGCUUUUACCGAGUUCACAAGAUUUCAAGAUGAAAAACAAACUAAAAGGCUACUUUUCAGUGAGCUUUCGUGGUGAAAAGGCGUUAGUCAAAAUCAUAGAAGCGACCAAAGAUGACUUGGUAAGAGAAAAAAGAAAAGGUCCAAGCAAAGUCCACCAACAACUUGUUAUAGAAGCUUACACCCUACGACGUCUGAAUUGCAAGCCACACCCUAACAUACUAAGGGUGUUUGCUUACGAUACGUUAGCUCAGCCGUAUCACCUCAUUACAGAGUUGGUGUCUGAAGGUUCUCUUUUGCAGUUUUUGCACAGUUUAAGGUCUCGCCCAGAACCCAUGCCAGUCCCAUCAGCUUUAAUAGAAAUGAUGUUUGGAAUCAUGGAUGCUGUAAUCUACCUCAAUGAACAACAUCUUGUGCAUCUUGCCGUCGUGGCCGCAAAAUUCUUAGUUUCCCAUGACAACGUUUGUAAAUUAACUGGAUUCCAUUAUGCAAGAGAAAUGAUAAAACAGCAAAGUGGCAAUUAUGAGUAUGUGUCAAUUCAUGAUAACACAGCAACCCGACAUGCAGCCCCAGAGUGUUUGGAAAAUGGCCGAUUCUCAGAAAAUUCUGUUUCCUGGGCAGUUGGAAUUUUGUUGUUUGAGAUGCACACCUAUGGCGUAUCGCCAUACAAUCAAUACAGCAAUAAUCAAGCCGAUGAAAUCCGGAGCCACCUUAGAGAUACUUCUCAGUGUACAAUGAGCGACGAAGACAGCCACAGCGAAAGCGAAUUUUACUAUCCAGAUGAAGAAGAGGCAAAAAGUGAGCAAAACAACAUGGCUGAAGUACAAGUCAUACAAGUCAGCAAAUGAGCACCAUCAGCGACAAAUGUCGUACAUUUUGAGUUCUUCAAGUCACUCGCAAAAUUCUAAACAGAUA
Molecule: messenger RNA, 2697 nt
Organism: Actinia tenebrosa (Australian red waratah sea anemone)
Lineage: Eukaryota; Metazoa; Cnidaria; Anthozoa; Actiniaria; Actiniidae
Biological process (GO): protein phosphorylation
Molecular function (GO): protein kinase activity; ATP binding
Source: RefSeq, a predicted model, not a curated record